AUGAUCAUGCGUUUUAUCAACAUCGAUAUUAAUUUUUCUUUAACAGAUCGAUCUAUAAAAGCUGCCUAUCCUAUGCCAGGAAGUAGUUGUGGGAUGAAUUUCCAAGUUUAUUGCCGAAGACUAUCAAAUACUUUUUCAAUGAGGGACGAUGGAUGUAAUAACAACAUAUCUCUCCAUUCCACUUAUGCAUGCGGAGAUGAAGACUGUGAAUACGUGUAUACGGCUGUUCAAAAAACAUAUACUUAUUCAUUUUGGACGUCAUUUUCUGAAAGCGUAUUUUCCAUUUCAGAUCCACAGAAAGGAAACCAACUGUUUAUUCGUGUCUGCAAACAAAAGGCCACUCUUCCUUCCGUUGGGCGUGGUUUUCCCAACAUUUACUCUCAAACAGAUCCAUCCUACUCGAUAGCAAUUAUGAAGUCAGAUACCUAUCAGUCUCCUACCUUUAGUAGGACAUCUACCACAUCGACGGUAAUACUGUACACCCCAACUGAUCCAAAGAUUACAAUCAGUGAUAGCAUGUCUAGUUUAUACUUCUUCCUUUAUAAACCCGCACCACCAUUCUUCUUACCCAACAACUAUCAAAAAGGUGCAGUCGUUGACUCCAGCACUUGCACUCAUCACCGUCUUGCAGGCUGUCACCACCUCUUGAUCAAAACAGCAACUACUACCAUGAUCACCAAGAUUAUUUAA
This is a messenger RNA of Cavenderia fasciculata, 690 nucleotides long. RefSeq lists its product as uncharacterized. The record is from RefSeq and is a predicted model, not a curated record. Bases 1 to 690 code for a protein of 229 amino acids. The transcript has 3 exons. NCBI's taxonomy places the organism in Eukaryota, Evosea, Eumycetozoa, Acytosteliales, Cavenderiaceae.